AUGCAUGGACUGGGGUCUGGAGGACCUGGAGCAUGCGGGAAUUUUUUGAUGGGGAGGCCAUUAUUGUGUACCUGCUUGGAGUUACUUGGAUUUUGUCUGUGUUGUGGGUUGUGUCAGAGUUGCAAGCGAAAUAGUGAAUUAGCCAGAAACGAAUUAAUGCAUCGAUGUCGUGUGGAGAGGGCAUUCUUUUACUGGUCUUGUACAGGUAAUGUGAAGUCUCUUUUCACUCAGCAACCCCGGGCGCAAUUUUGGUACGGACGUCAAGCCUCCGGCCUAUUUAUAGCGAUUACAAUCGACGAGUGGUACAGUACAGAGUCAGUUGGUACAGUACAGAGUCAGUUGACAACGAAUGAUCAAAUCCAGUUCUCAAGUACAAAGCACCAGCAGGAAAGGCAUACUGUUUGGGGUCUUUUUGACAUGUGCAAAAAAAUGGCAUGA
Exophiala oligosperma is the source of this 438-nucleotide messenger RNA. RefSeq lists its product as uncharacterized. The record is from RefSeq and is a predicted model, not a curated record. The coding region runs from base 1 to 438 and encodes 145 amino acids. NCBI's taxonomy places the organism in Eukaryota, Fungi, Ascomycota, Eurotiomycetes, Chaetothyriales, Herpotrichiellaceae. The transcript has a single exon.